ACGUGAGGCCACGUCCGAAGGGGUGGCACAGGUCCCGCAGGAGAUUCUUUAACCACUUUUAUCUGGGGCCAGGUGCUCCCAGUCCGAACAAAGAGGAAAAAGCAGCAGAGCUGGACUUUGCCUAGAGGUGGAUCGCUGAUGUUUGGUCAAGGCGGUUUGGGCCAAGGUGGAACCUGCAUUGCAGAACGUGGGGCGGACCUUCGCUCGGCUCGGGGUGGAGUCUAAAAGAAAGAAGGGCGGGACCUCAUCGUGCUAGGGCGGAUCUAAUAGGGGUCAGGAAGGCUCAAAGAUCUCAAGGAUGGGGCCGCCGUGAUGGAGGCGGGGCCUCGACGCUCGCUCCGCCCCACAGUGAUGCGUCUGUUGCCCACACAAGCCAGCGAGUCUCCACCGCGCGCGGGUCCUGAAGUAUGGCAGCCAUCCCUUCUAGCGGCUCGCUCGUGGCUACCCAUGACUACUAUCGGCGACGCCUGGGCUCCUCGUCCAGCAACAGCUCCUGCGGAAGUGCAGAGUACCCCGGGGACGCCGUGCCCCAACCCCCGGGUCUCCCCAAGGCCGACCCUGGCCACUGGUGGGCCAGCUUCUUUUUCGGGAAGUCUACCCUCCCAUUCAUGGCCACAGUGUUGGAGUCUCCUGAGCACUCGGCAGAAUCCCCCCAGGCCUCCAGAAGCCCGAUCACCAGUGGCCUGGCUCCUGAAACGGUGAAGCAGCAGCCAGUCGUCCAUCCUGGCCAGCCCAACACGAGGGCCCCGUCCUGACCUAGCAGAACCACAGCAAACUCACUUAAGUGGUGCUAGGCCAGAGCCCGCCGCCCACC
Molecule: messenger RNA, 814 nt
Organism: Peromyscus eremicus (cactus mouse)
Lineage: Eukaryota; Metazoa; Chordata; Mammalia; Rodentia; Cricetidae
Gene: Ppdpf
Product: pancreatic progenitor cell differentiation and proliferation factor
Exons: 5
Coding region: 408-755 (115 amino acids)
Biological process (GO): multicellular organism development; cell differentiation
Source: RefSeq, a predicted model, not a curated record